This is a messenger RNA of Gasterosteus aculeatus aculeatus (three-spined stickleback), 1618 nucleotides long. RefSeq names its product retinol dehydrogenase 10-B. NCBI's taxonomy places the organism in Eukaryota, Metazoa, Chordata, Actinopteri, Perciformes, Gasterosteidae. Gene Ontology annotation, cellular component: lipid droplet. The record is from RefSeq and is a predicted model, not a curated record. Gene Ontology annotation, molecular function: oxidoreductase activity, acting on the CH-OH group of donors, NAD or NADP as acceptor.
CACACACACACACACACACACACACACACACACACACACACACACACUUACAUAAAAUGAGCAUCCAAUCCCCGCGUCACCAAGAGAAUCAACUCUUCCAAGGAUUGGCGAUCUGCCUGUUUGGCUCUUUGCACAACACCUGCAGCUGCAGCGCCAUGCUUUUCAUAGUGGACCUGCUGCUAAUGCUCAUUGACCUGACCUACUCCAUCCUCUGCGCCGUCCUCCAGACUUUCCUCCGGCCGAGGCAGAAGUGUAUCGAUGGAGAGCUCUGUCUGAUAACGGGGGCCGGGGGCGCGCUGGGCCGGCUCUUCGCCCUGGAGUUCGCCAAAGAGGGGUCCCACUUGGUGCUGUGGGACUGCAACACGGCCGCCAACGAGCGAACCGCGGCUCUGGCGCGGCAGCUGGGAGUUCGGGUGCACGCGUACACGGUGGACCUGUCCAAGCGCCAGAGUAUCUAUGAAACGGCUGACAGGGUGAGGGCCGAGGUCGGAGACGUCUCCGUGCUGGUCAACAACGCGGGCGUGGUGGCCGGCCGGCGGCUGCUGGACUGUCCCGACGAGCUGCUGGAGAGGACUCUGCUGGUGAACUGUCACGCGUUGUUUUGGAUGACAAAGGCUUUCCUGCCACGGAUGAAAGCAAAGAACCAUGGUCACAUUGUAACCAUUGCCAGCGCUCUCGGACUGUUCAGCACCGCAUGUGUAGAGGAUUACUGCGCCAGUAAAUUUGGAGCCGUUGGUUUCCACGAGUCACUGACACACGAGCUGCUUGCAGAGAAAGUCGACGGCAUCAAGACCACUUUGGUCUGCCCUUACAUCGUAGACACCGGCAUGUUUGAAGGCUGCCAAAUCAGGAAGGAGCUUCGGGGUCUGAUUCCGCCUCUGGACCCUCUCUACACCGUACAGCAGUCAAUGAAAGCCAUUCUAGCUGACCAGCAAAUGAUCUGCAUCCCUCGUCUCAUGUACAUCCCCUUCCUGACGCGAGCAUUACUUCCUUGGGAGGCAAACGUGGCAACAUAUCGCUUCAUGGGAGGUGACAAAUGCAUGCUGCCCUUCAUUAAAAAUGUUGAACUGAAGACCUCAAAUGGACACAUCAAAGCCUAAGACCUCGCUGUCAAUCGUGUCCUUCAACUUCAUGUACCAAUGAGACACCAAAGACUCAGUGUAUCAUCUUAACAUAGGAAUUUGUAAUGUGGAGGUGCAGCAGGUUGGUUGGUUGGUUAGUUAGUUAGUUAGAACCAUAACUGGAUGGGAAGGGCAGCAAGGGUUUGUUAUCUGAAAAGAAAUUUCUCUCAGCGUGUUGGAGGCAAACGAGUCAGUAAGACUCAAACCCAUCAAUUCUACGAAACACUGCUCAUAGAAGGUUGUGAUGAUACCAGAUCUAUACAAGUGCCUCUUUUUAUUCACAUGAACACACGGUGCAGAAACAAAGAUCAGACAUCGACAGAUCGACAGGAAACAUGCAACAGAAAAAGAAAUAUCUUCAUAACCAUAGAAAGUAAGUGAAUCAUACAAAACAAAGCAAAUCUCUCGUGCAUGAUUGUGAUGUUCAGCAGCUCCACAAUACUGUUGAAAUAUUCUUCUGCUGAGAUUUAUGAAAUAAACUGAAAAUUGUACAGGAA